GCCGUCUCCUCCGGUUACAAACAGCGAGCGGGCUCCUCGACUCGACACGCCUCUCACUGGAUCGUGUGCCUCUUCUUUGCCGCGUGCUUUUGCUCCAAAUGGACCCCAACUGCUCCUUCCCCACUAGCGGCUCCUGCAGCUGCGCUGGCUCCUGCACCUGCAAGGCCUGCAGAUGCCCCUCCUGCAAGAAGAGCUGCUGCUCCUGCUGCCCCGUGGGCUAUGCCAAGUGUGCCCAGGGCUGCGUCUGCAAAGGGGCCCCGGACAAGUGCAGUCGCUGCGCCUGACGCAGGGGAGAGCCUGCUCCCGGGUAUCCGCACAGCAACCAUGACAAACUUGCAUUUCACAAUUUUUUCUCACUACCUUGAUGCGAUACGACAUUCCUUUUUCUAUAAAAUAUAUGAAUUGUAAUAAAUCUUGUUGACUCUA
Molecule: messenger RNA, 426 nt
Organism: Dama dama (fallow deer)
Lineage: Eukaryota; Metazoa; Chordata; Mammalia; Artiodactyla; Cervidae
Product: metallothionein-1B-like
Exons: 3
Coding region: 99-284 (61 amino acids)
Molecular function (GO): metal ion binding
Source: RefSeq, a predicted model, not a curated record